This is a messenger RNA of Ochotona curzoniae (black-lipped pika), 1278 nucleotides long. RefSeq names its product enoyl-CoA hydratase domain-containing protein 2, mitochondrial-like. Gene Ontology annotation, biological process: fatty acid beta-oxidation. NCBI's taxonomy places the organism in Eukaryota, Metazoa, Chordata, Mammalia, Lagomorpha, Ochotonidae. The transcript is spliced from 10 exons. Gene Ontology annotation, molecular function: enoyl-CoA hydratase activity. The record is from RefSeq and is a predicted model, not a curated record. Gene Ontology annotation, cellular component: mitochondrion. Bases 49 to 951 code for a protein of 300 amino acids.
GACCUACGAACAGCGGUGGAGAUCAGGUCUUUCCCGGACUGCGCCGUGAUGCUGCGCUCCCUACCCCGCGUCUUGUCUCGGGCCUGGCACGCCCCACUCCCCCGGGGGUCCCUUCCGACUAGGGGUUGCGCCUCCGAUGGCACAGCCGCGGGGCCCGAGAUCCAAGUGCGCGCCCUGGACGGCCCAGACAAAGGAAUCACGGAGAUCCUGAUGAACAGGCCCCGCGCCCGCAACUCCCUAGGGAAGGUCCUGGUCAGUGAGCUGCUGGAAGCGCUGGCCCGGCUGCGGGAGGACCAGCAGGUACGCGUGCUGCUUUUCAGAAGUGGAGUGAAAGGCGUCUUCUGUGCAGGUGCAGACCUGAAGGAGCGGGAGCAGAUGAGCGAGGCAGAGGUGGGGAUCUUUGUGCAGCGGCUGCGAGGAAUGAUGGAUGAGAUCGCAGCCUUCCCAGCACCCACCAUUGCGGCUAUGGAUGGCUUUGCCUUGGGCGGUGGCCUGGAGCUGGCACUAGCCUGUGACCUGCGAGUGGCAGCAUCCACGGCUGUCAUGGGGCUGAUCGAGACCACCCGAGGGCUCCUCCCAGGAGCAGGAGGCACUCAGAGGCUGCCCCGCUGCCUGGGUGUAGCCUUGGCCAAGGAGCUCAUCUUCACCGGCCGACGGCUGUCUGGGGUCCAGGCCCACCAGCUGGGGCUGGUGAACCACGCUGUGGACCAGAACGAGGAGGGUGACGCGGCCUACCACCGAGCCUGCGCACUGGCCCGGGAGAUCCUGCCCCAGGCCCCCAUCGCUGUGCGGCUGGGCAAAAUUGCCAUUAACCGAGGAAUGGAGGUGGACAUCGCAUCUGGGAUGGCCAUUGAAGGCAUCUGCUAUGCCCAGAAUAUCCCGACGAAGGACCGGCUGGAGGGCAUGGCAGCCUUUCGAGAGAAGCGGCCUCCCAGGUUUGUUGGCAAGUGACCCCACCAAAGCUUCAGCACGACGCUGUGUGCCUUCUGGAGCAGGACCACCACUUCAACUCAAGGACAGCAAUGGGCCCACAUCAAGGUGCUGACCACACCGCCGAGCUGUGCCUUCCUCACUGCUCGCCCAGCUCCCUCCUGUGGUUUUGAGUGUUGGCUCCCAGGUGCCAACCUCAGCUGUCAGGGUCUCACCAGCCCCGUUUCUUUCUCUGGAUGACACUGAUAGUAAAAUAAAGCACAGUGUUCUGCAUGUGAGGAAUCACACUUCAGAGCCACCCAGCUGCCCUGUAACCGUGGACUAACUGUUCAACCUCUGGGGCCUCAG